Messenger RNA from Fopius arisanus, 465 nucleotides. RefSeq names its product protein PFC0760c-like. Lineage: Eukaryota; Metazoa; Arthropoda; Insecta; Hymenoptera; Braconidae. The transcript is spliced from 4 exons. Bases 1 to 465 code for a protein of 154 amino acids. The record is from RefSeq and is a predicted model, not a curated record.
AUGGUGAUGGAAAGUGCAGAGAAGAAGAACUGGGCACAGCAAAUUCUCAAGAACGAAGUAUCAAUUGAGGAUUUCAAUGACUUUGGCAGCCCUGAUAUGGAGCCUCUGGAAGAUGACGGUGUUUUCGAAUGUGGCUGCCAUCACAGUCUUUUUGAUGGUCUAGAGAAACAGCAUUAUGUCGAACAAUUGCUUGGUGAUUCAUACCAUGUUAUAAAUUUGUAUGAUUACAAUUGUCCAAAGAUCAACAAUUGCUGCUUCAAAGAAACUACUCAUCCACACAUUCAUCGAAAAAUUAAGACAUCGCAGGAGUUAGUUUGCUGCGCUUUGUUUCCUCAUCGACAAGGCGGUGACCAUGCACCUGACGGCGUUGAUCAUGGGAAUGACGAGAAUGACGAUGAUGAUGACGAUGAUGACAUUGAAGAUGGUGAUGAUUAUAAUAAUGAUGAUGACGAGAGUGCAGAAUAA